Messenger RNA from Galeopterus variegatus (Sunda flying lemur), 1412 nucleotides. RefSeq names its product protocadherin beta-3. The annotation marks the transcript as partial. Gene Ontology annotation, molecular function: calcium ion binding. Gene Ontology annotation, cellular component: plasma membrane. The transcript has a single exon. Gene Ontology annotation, biological process: homophilic cell-cell adhesion. The record is from RefSeq and is a predicted model, not a curated record. Lineage: Eukaryota; Metazoa; Chordata; Mammalia; Dermoptera; Cynocephalidae.
UUUUUAAGCAAGCAGAUCUGAACCUCUAGAAAGGAUUAUUCCUAAACCGUCUCCAAAGGUUGAGGGGACAAAAAUCUUUGAUUUUCCCAGCGCUGUCUGAGGCUCAGCUUGGCGACAUUCCCUAGAAGAACAUGGCAGAAAAUGCAAUGGAGGCCGGAGGGGAGCGCUUUUUUAAACAAAGGCAAGUCCUGCUUCUCUUUGUUUUUCUGGGUGGGUCUCUGGCUGGGUCCGAGUUGAAACGUUAUUCUGUGGCUGAGGAAAAAGAGAGGGGCUUUUUAAUAGCCAACCUAGCAAAGGAUCUGGGGCUUAGGGUAGGGGAGCUAUCUGCGAGGGGGGCCCAAGUUGUGUCCAAAGGGAACAAACAGCAUUUUCAGCUCAAUCAUCAGACCGGUGAUUUGCUCCUGAAUGAGAAAUUGGACCGGGAGGAGCUAUGCGGCCCCACAGAACCAUGUAUGCUGCACUUUCAGAUAUUACUGCAGAACCCUUUACAGUUUAUUACAAAUGAGCUACAGGUCAUAGAUGUAAAUGACCAUUCCCCGGUAUUCUUUGAAGAUAAAAUGCAGCUGAAAAUCGUAGAAAGCACCCCGCCAGGAACAGUAAUUCCUUUGGGAAGUGCUGAGGACUUGGAUGUGGGAAGAAAUAGUCUCCAAAACUACACGAUCGCUCCAAAUUCCCAUUUCCACGUACUGACACGCAGUCGUAGGGAUGGAAGGAAGUACCCAGAGCUAGUGCUGGAUAAAGCGCUGGAUCGGGAGGAGCAGCCAGAACUGGUUUUAACGCUCACGGCGCUGGAUGGCGGCUCUCCACCACAGUCUGGGACAGCCCAGAUUCACAUCCUGGUCUUAGACAUAAACGACAACGCCCCAGAAUUUGCACAGUCGCUCUAUGAGGUUCAAAUUCUAGAGAACAGCCCCAUUAACUCUGCCAUUGUUACUGUCUCAGCUUCUGAUUUAGAUACAGGAAAUUUUGGGGCAAUAUCAUACGCAUUUUUUCAUGCUUCUGAAGAAAUUAUCAAAACUUUUCAACUAAAUCCAAUUACUGGUGAAAUGCAACUAGUCAAAUAUUUGAAUUUUGAAGCGAUUAAUACUUAUGAAGUCGACAUCGAAGCCAAAGAUGGCGGAGGCCUGUCGGGAAAAUCUACAGUCAUAGUUCAGGUGGUUGACGUGAACGACAACCCACCAGAACUGACUUUGUCGUCAGUUAACAGCCCUAUCCCUGAGAACACUGGAGAGACUGUAGUGGCUGUCUUCAGUGUUUCUGAUCUGGACUCUGGAGACAAUGGAAAAGUGAUGUGUUCCAUCCAAGACAAUCUCCCCUUCCUCCUGAAACCAUCUGUAGAGAAUUUUUACACUCUAAUGUCAGAAGGACCGCUGGACAGAGAAAGCCAAGCCGAAUACAACAUCACCAUCACC